AGAAAAGUGUCAAACCAAAAACAUCUUGACCUUCGUAUCGUUUUCAAUAAUAUUUGGAAAUGAUUGGGAAGUGGUGAUUUUCUCUUUUUUUUUCUGUUACAAUUUUCAUUCCUAAUAUGGCGCAAACAAAUCAAAUUAAUCUGGACAUAGAAGAUGAUCCGCCUAAUGAGAGCCCCAACCGAAACAUUCCCAUACAGAGAAUGGAUUCUACUUCAAGACCACAAGCUCCAAGAAAUAAUAUAGGCUUAGGGGAUCGAUUAAAUAGUGUGUUUCGUGAAAUCAGGCCGCUAGUAGAACAUGCUCGAAUGGGUAACAAUGCCAGACUUUCUCUACCCACAUGGCUACCAAGAAACACUCCUGGCACCCAUCAGAUUGGUGAUGGAGUUCAAAGGCCACAGAGUUCCAUUGCUCACAUAAACCUCGGACCUGCCUCACAGACUUAUGUAGUAACAGAGAGGGGUACCCCCUUAGCACAAAGGGCACAGGCUAGUACUCAUGGGGUUAGUGCUAGCCCUUCAAACAACUCGAACCUCUCGGAACAGAUUGAAAACCAAGAUGUGAAUGUACCAGUGAAUCCAACACAUAACAAUAAUGUGCAUGAUAAUGCUGACAAUGACAGCCAGAGUGAUGAUUUAAAUCAGCAGGUAACACCUUUAGUGGUUUUGGAUGUGAGGGGGGCACUAAACUUUUUGAUCCGCUACGCGCCUUUCUACCUCAUCUUGUUUAUUAAAUUGAUAUACGACAGCAGGGAAGGUAUUUUCACGUUUUGUGUUCUGUUCUGCACAUUCACACAUUGCAACAGCCUUGUGAGAAGGGAGCAUGGAAAGCAAGGAAACCGCAGUAUACUAGCAUUAUUUUGUGAGCUAGUGUUCACUGUCUGCUGUAUAGGUGUGGUGCACUUCUUAUUUGGUCACGGCAAGUUAUUGCCCAAUGUGAUCAUGUUCCCGGGGUACACGGAGCCCAUUGAUGUCUGGGAGCUGCUGUGGCUCGUCAUACUCACUGAUCUGAUGGUUAAAAUUGUGACCGUUGAUGUCAAGAUAUUGGUCACUAUGAUGCCAGCUUUCUUAUUGCCAUUCCAGAAAAGGGGUAAGGUAUACUUAUUCACGGAGGCAGUUUCCCAGCUGUACCGCGCCCUGCUGACCAUCCAACCGUGGGUGUUCUUCCUGAUGCAAUCAUACGAGGGCUCAGAGAAGAUGGUGGGCAUGUUCCUCACCUCCAUCUACGUCAUCGCGAAGGUCGUGGAGGUGCUGGUGCGGCUGCGGCUCUUCAAGAAUGCCACCUGGAUUUUACUGCAGAGUGUGUUUUGUCUAUUACAGAAUUUGGGUACGAAGCCCACAGGCGAGCAGCUCGUGUCCGCAGGCGACGCGUGUCCCAUCUGUCACGACGAGUAUACGACGCCGGUGCGGCUUGGCUGCAGUCACAUCUUCUGUGAGCUGUGCAUCUCCGCCUGGCUCGACCGCGAGCACACCUGCCCGCUGUGCCGCGCCAAGGUCGCGGACGAGCCCACCUGGCGCGAUGGCUCCACCACCCACGACUUCCAGCUCUACUAACUCCGACUGCAGUGAAAGUGUUAAGUGUUGUGAAAGUGAAUGUGUUGUCAAACUUAAACUUAGGAAUAAACUGAGUAUAAGCAAAAUUUGUACUAAUAUUCCUAAGUUUAACUUUCUACCGCGUUUAUUUGUAAGGCUGUAAGUGUCUAAGGUAUGUAGAAUUGAUGUUUUAAGAAAUGUAGCUCAGCAUUAACAGUAGUGUUUUAAAAUCUUUGCGUCAGUUCUUCCCGCAAUGUCAUAACUCCACAGAAGGCAGCUGUGAAGUGGAAGUUAUUUUGUGUUUUAACCAAUGAAUUUGCGUGCUGAAGACCUAAGUUAGGUUUUCUUUCCACCCUUUUCGUGUAACGGAAUGUAACAUAGGUAGUUGUAAAACUUCUAUGCAUGUUCUCUGUUGAUUGAAGCAGCGGUCGCUUCGCUAUUUUCGCGAAUUCCGUAUGCCGUAAGUUCGUUUGUCAUCUUAUAUCUUUGUUAAUUUAUAAAAAUGUUCACCUCAUUAGAUCCCGAUUUGCCAGAAAAGUUUUUAAACGACUACCAAAAACUUUUGCUAUAACUUUUCUUUUGCGAAAGUGUGCUUUUUCCGCUUUGUUAUAGCUGUUUUAUCCAAAAAGGUUUGAAGUAAAUAGUUAAGGUAAUUUAAGCUAGUAAUUUUAAAAUGUAUUUAAGCAUUUAUGUCCAUGUAAUGUUUCUCUCUAUUAGUGUAGUGGUUAAUGGAAAUCAUUUAUCCCUUUUUGUCUGUUAAUAUUCUGACAGAGAUUCUUAAACAUUAUUUCCGCCCAUAUUUUUAACAUUCCGACUUUUUUUUAAUUUAUUGUUCCACAAGCAAUUGAUUAUAUAAAUCACAUUUUGUUUAUUUAAAAUGUGUUGUAUUUUUAUCUUAUAUUCCUAUUUCCCAUAUCUUAUUGAGAUUUAAGAUUUUAAAAAAAUCUUGAAAGGUAAUUUAAUAAGAUAUGCAUUCCUUGAUAUUGUCGUUUUUAGGUCAUAAGGAAAUUAUAAAAAAAAAUUGUCAACUUAUGUUUUGAAAUGAAAUACAAUUUUUUUUAUUAUGAUUGCACUUUAUUUGGCAUUUUUCGUUGUUCAUUUAAUUCCUGGUGCAUCUUUGUGACCAGUAUUAUAAUAUACAUAUGUAAAUAUGUAAAUAAGUAUAUUGGAAGAAUCUUUCUGAAACAUCUUAAUAUUAUCAUUAUUAAUUAAUCAUUUUUGAAUUUAUUUUAU
Molecule: messenger RNA, 2762 nt
Organism: Papilio polytes (common Mormon)
Lineage: Eukaryota; Metazoa; Arthropoda; Insecta; Lepidoptera; Papilionidae
Product: RING finger and transmembrane domain-containing protein 2
Exons: 6
Coding region: 117-1550 (477 amino acids)
Biological process (GO): positive regulation of ERAD pathway
Molecular function (GO): ubiquitin protein ligase activity
Source: RefSeq, a predicted model, not a curated record